This is a messenger RNA of Culex quinquefasciatus (southern house mosquito), 1945 nucleotides long. Its product is annotated as sphingomyelin phosphodiesterase 1. The coding region runs from base 5 to 1783 and encodes 592 amino acids. The transcript is spliced from 4 exons. Gene Ontology annotation, molecular function: acid sphingomyelin phosphodiesterase activity. Gene Ontology annotation, cellular component: lysosome. Gene Ontology annotation, biological process: ceramide biosynthetic process; sphingomyelin catabolic process. The record is from RefSeq and is a predicted model, not a curated record. Lineage: Eukaryota; Metazoa; Arthropoda; Insecta; Diptera; Culicidae.
CAGAAUGAGGCUCGUGAAAGUGAUAGGUCUUGUAGUGGCAGGCUUAAGCUUGUUGGUUGGUGCAAGCCAACAGAUAAGCGUGAAUGUGGGCACCGAAGAAGUUGACUUUUUCGACAACUUUUUGUCGCUGUUGAUGCGAGGUACAGUGGGACAAAACUACGCAAAAGUAGUCGAUAAGCUGCUGCAAAAUGAGACGUUGGUACUUGCGGAUAUCGUGGAGACUUCUAAUGCGAAGCUGUGUCUCUCGUGUCGACUAGUGUUCUACACCUUGAUCAAAAUGACUCGAAGAAGAGACAUUCCUAAAGCUACCGUUGAGGUCGUUGGAAGAACGCUGUGUCGGCUGUCGGGUCGCCCGAUCCAUGUCUGCAAUGGUAUCGCUAGGAUUAACAUUGACUCCCUCACUCACAUCAUCCAAGCUCGGCAAGAUCUUACCGCCGACGACUUUUGCCGUCAAACGAUGGAGGACGUUGGAUGUAGCGAUCGGAAAGGAUCUGAUACUAUCAGACAGCAGGUCGCGAUAAGCCCAAAAUCAAAAGAAUACAAGAUUUCAGGUAAGAUCGGUAAACCAAUGAAGAUCCUUCACCUUGGAGACAUUCACAUGGAUCAGGAGUACGUUAUUGGUGCGGAAAGUGAUUGUGAUUCCGGAGCUUGCUGUCGGUACAUCGACCCGUUCAGGGUGCGCAACAACAAGUGGGGUGACUUGGGACAUUGCGACCAACCGGCGUUCGCCUUUCAGCACGCUCUCGAGCAGAUGGCUGCGAAGCACAAGGACAUUGAUGUGAUCUAUAUGACCGGGAACAUUAUUCAUCAUCACGCGUGGGAUUUGACGAAGAGUUACGUCACGAGAGAUAUUAGGAAGGCCGCUGCGGUGGUUCGGGCCAAGUUGGCUUUCAAAGAGGUUCCUGUGUUCUUGGCGUUGGGACUGCACGACACUCAUACCUGGGGAAAGUUUUCUCCAGCGGAAGCUGGUGAUGUUGGCCAUGAGUACCUUUACAAAGAUUUCGAGGAUGUCCUUAAGACCAAGUUCUACGUACGCCCAGGACUUGAAUUCCCGACAAACCAUGAGGGAUAUUACAGCGUCAAAUUACGAGAAGGUCUCAGAGUGAUCGUUCUGAACAACAACAUUGCCAACAUCUACAACUGGUGGCUCCUGCACCCGACAAACACAUUCUACUUCCGCCAACUGCAAUAUCUGUACGACACACUCGAAAAAGCCGAACUCAACGGUGAGCGUGUGCAUAUUAUGGCUCACCUCCCUCCGCGAAGUGAGCACCUGCUGGCCGAUUGGACCGCUCAGUAUAGGAAAAUUGUGAACCGCUUCGCGCACGUAAUCGUAGCGGAGUUCAACGGGAACACCCACUUGGACGAGUUUAGGCUGUCGUACAGGGGUAAGGAAGCGAUUGGGGUAGCGUGGAACGCAGGGUCGCUGGCAGCUUACAGCGGAGUUAAUCCGAGCUAUCGAGUUUAUGAAGUGGACCCAAAGUCAUAUGCUGUGGAAAAUCAUCAAACCUAUUUUUUCGACCUUGAAGAGACCAAUAGAAAGAACCAGAAACCAUCCUGGAAGCUGGAGUAUGAUAUGAAAGCUGCGUAUAAUCUGCAAGAUCUAACGCCAUCUUCGUUACAUGAUUUAUUCACAAAAUUAAGCAAGGAUGAUGAUCUAUUCAAGAAAUAUCACUCAUAUCAGUUUCGAGGAGUUGGUCAAAAUUGUAGUGAAGAAUGUCGCAGGGAAACCCUUUGUAAUAUUGUUGGAAAUGAACUUUGUAAAACAUUGAUUUCCAAAUAAAUGCCAUUCGAAUGCAAAAUCGAAUCUGUUAAUAAUCGUAAGAUUAGUCACGUGAUGUGACUAGACGUAAUACUAGGAUGCUAAACAUUGCUAGCUUUAUCAGCAAGCGUUUAUUGACUCAAGUGACCAAAUGGUGUUCGUUUGUUUUCCUUAGUAAAAUUG